This is a messenger RNA of Procambarus clarkii (red swamp crayfish), 1538 nucleotides long. Lineage: Eukaryota; Metazoa; Arthropoda; Malacostraca; Decapoda; Cambaridae. The record is from RefSeq and is a predicted model, not a curated record.
AGAACCAGCCUUGGUGGGUGUUGCUCAGCAGAGGCUGCCUGACUAGUAUAUAUUAACUCCGCCAUUCUCUUUACUCUCAGUCACUCAAUCUCCUGCACUCGUUACCAUUGCUCCUAACGCUCGUUUAUCAAGGAGAGUGGAAUGUCCUAUUAACGACAAAAUUGUUGUGUAAGACAAUGGAAGAGGUUUGACAGUCCCAGAUACUGUCAGCUGAUGGAAGAGGCUUGACAGUCCCAGAUACUGUCAACUGAUGGAAGAGGCUUGACAGCCCGAGACUGUCAACUGAUGGAAGAGGCUUGACAGUCCCAGAUACUGUCAGCUGAUGGAAGAGGCUUGACAGUCCCAGAGACUGUCAACUGACGGAAGAGGCUUGACAGUCCCAGAUGCUGUCAACUGAUGGAAGAGGCUUGACAGUCCCAGAUACUGUCAACUGAUGGAAGAAGUUUGACAGACCCAGAGACUGUCAACUGAUGGAAGAGGUUUGACAGUCCCAGAGACUGUCAACUGACGGAAGAGGCUUGACAGACCCAGAGACUGUCAACUGAUGGAAGAGGCUUGGCAGUCCCAGAGACUGUCAACUGACGGAAGAGGCUUGACAGACCCAGAGACUGUCAACUGAUGGAAGAGGCUUGGCAGUCCCAGACUAUUCGAAAUGAAAGUGUACCAUGGCCAGGUUGAUGAUGAGUGUACCAUGGCCAGGUUGAUGAUAGUGUACCAUGGCCAGGUUGAUGAUAGUGUACCAUGGCGUUGUUACUAAGUCCAUCAAGGACAGGUUCACUGUUGCGUACCAAGGCCAUGUUGAUGAUGAGUGUAUCGAGGCCAAAUGUUAUAUCCGUGUAUUCACCAUUCCCCUUCUCUUCAAGCAGGCGCUGGUAGUCCUCACUGACCUUUUGUCUUCAUAAGCCCUUCUCCGCGCGGCCUUCUCAAUUGCCUCCCACUUGUGCAACUUGCAGCGAUUGGUGGAUUCUUCGUCAGACUGUUGCUAGCUAAUAUUCAUUUGGUAGUUGUGAUGUUCAUUGUGAUGCCCCACAUGAAAGGAGAGAAGAUGAUGCUGGCAGCAGUUGUGUUGGUGGUGGUGAUGGUGGGUGAGGGCGUGGCGGCGCCACAGGCAGCCACCGGCAGACAAACCCUGGAGAAUGCCUUCAAUGAUCGCGCCACAGUUGAGGCUAUCAUCCAAUGUUUCCUUGGGGAUAGAAAAUGCAAUCCACAGGAGGAGAAGAUCAAAGAACGUGCCUUGGCAUCCUUGAAGAACUUCGGAACGUGUCCGAGUCAUCUGUGUACACAAGCCGAGCAGCAGGAGAUCACCAGGUCAAUGGAACUCCUACAGAGCAAACACCCAGAUCUCUGGAGCAAGCUCAUCUUGGCAUUGCUUGGUAUCAACAUUCCGAUCAUUGGUAGAAAGUAAUUUAGUUUCUCGCUGGUUUCAUAUAUACACACACAUACAUAUGUGUGCGUAUAUGUAUAUGCAUGUGUUGUGCAUGUGUUUUGCAAGAUAUUUGUGUAUAUUAAAAAAAUCGAAAAUAAAGUUGUUGAUACGA